CUGCACAAUUUUUUCAAGAAACAGCUGAUAUGGAUUUGCCUGAGGCUCAACUUCGCUAUGGUCAUUGUCUAUGGAAAGGCGAAGGUGUCGAAAAAAAUGGAUCAUUGGCUGUGGAAUAUUUUGAGAGGUCUGCAAAGAAUGGACAUUCAACCGCGAUGUAUAACGUUGGAAACAUGUAUUUCAAUGGAAAUGGAGUAAUUCAAAACAGAGAAAAAGGUAUAUAUUACCUCAGGCUGGCAGCAUUAGAAGGUCAACCGAAAGCUGUCGAUAUGUGCAAAAAACAUCAUAUUCAACUAUGA
Ambispora gerdemannii is the source of this 299-nucleotide messenger RNA. The record is from the annotation of a GenBank genome assembly. NCBI's taxonomy places the organism in Eukaryota, Fungi, Glomeromycota, Glomeromycetes, Archaeosporales, Ambisporaceae.